Messenger RNA from Sphenostylis stenocarpa, 519 nucleotides. Lineage: Eukaryota; Viridiplantae; Streptophyta; Magnoliopsida; Fabales; Fabaceae. The record is from the annotation of a GenBank genome assembly.
AUGAAAAUUGCUUCCUUGAUUUCUGGUUCCACAGAUUACACUCGCCUCCUCUCCAUUAAGGACAAUGUGACGAGGGAAGAGAAGCCAAUUCUUACACGAGCGAAAGAGGUGAUGUUUUUCAAGAGCUUGGCUCCUCCUCUUGUUGCUGCCCUUCUUGUCUUAUCUCCAAUUUGCGCCACUCCACUUUCAAGUGCUCAAUCUGUAGAUAUUCAGAGAGGAACCACAUUGUUUCGUCAAGCUUGUAUUGGAUGUCACGAUGCAGGUGGAAACAUAAUACAACCGGGGUCAACUCUAUUUACAAAGGAUUUACAGAGGAAUGGAGUGGAUACAGAAGAAGCAAUCUAUCGUGUCACCUACUAUGGCAAAGGACGAAUGCCAGGCUUUGGGAAAGAGUGCAUGCCACGGGGUCAGUGCACAUUUGGAGCUCGUUUGGAAGAUGAAGAGAUCAAGAUAUUGGCUGAGUUUGUCAAGUUACAGGCCGAUCAAGGGUGGCCAAGCAUAGACACCCAAGAAAAGUGA